AUGACGACCGAAAAGCCUCUGCCUUUCGCCUACCAAUUCGCCGCCGGUGCGGUUGCCGGUGUGUCUGAGAUUCUUGUCAUGUAUCCAUUGGAUGUUGUCAAGACAAGAAUUCAGCUCCAAUCCGGUGCUGGCACCGGUGAAGAGGCAUACAAGAGCAUGUUUGAUUGCUUUGCCAAAAUUAUCCGCAACGAAGGUGCCUCGCGUCUUUACCGUGGUAUCACCGCCCCAAUCCUGAUGGAGGCUCCCAAGCGUGCUACCAAGUUCGCCGCCAACGACACCUGGGGCACGUUCUACCGCGACCUGUUCGGCAUUGAAAAGACCACCCAGCCUCUUGCCGUCCUCACUGGAGCUACAGCAGGAGCCACGGAAGCCUUUGUCGUGGUGCCGUUCGAACUGGUUAAAAUCCGGCUGCAGGAUAAGGCGCAAGCGCACAAGUACAACGGAAUGCUGGACGUCGUGAGCAAGAUUGUCAAGCAGGAGGGACCACUGGCGAUGUACAACGGCCUCGAAUCGACCCUGUGGCGCCACAUCCUGUGGAACGCGGGUUACUUUGGAUGCAUUUUCCAAGUGCGCGCCCAGAUGCCCGCUGCCGCUCCCGGUAACAAGAGCCAAAAGGUCAUGAACGAUUUGAUUGCUGGUGCCAUUGGUGGAACAGCCGGUACCAUUCUCAACACCCCCAUGGAUGUCGUCAAAUCUCGUAUCCAGAACAGCCCCAAGGUCGCCGGCACCGUGCCCAAGUACAACUGGGCCUGGCCCGCCGUUGCCACCGUCGCCCGCGAGGAAGGAUUCAGCGCGCUGUACAAGGGCUUCCUGCCCAAGGUUCUCCGACUGGGUCCUGGAGGUGGUAUCCUCCUGGUCGUGUUCACCGGCGUCAUGGACUUUUUCCGUGAAUGGCGAGGGGAAUAG
Talaromyces rugulosus is the source of this 906-nucleotide messenger RNA. RefSeq lists its product as uncharacterized. Bases 1 to 906 code for a protein of 301 amino acids. The record is from RefSeq and is a predicted model, not a curated record. NCBI's taxonomy places the organism in Eukaryota, Fungi, Ascomycota, Eurotiomycetes, Eurotiales, Trichocomaceae. Gene Ontology annotation, biological process: transmembrane transport. The transcript has 5 exons.